AUGCUGCUCGCCGGGCUGCUGUUCUUCUUUCUGCUCCCUCUAUUGGCGUUUUGCGCGGAGGACUACUAUCAGCUCCUGGGACUAGACAAAAGCGCCUCAGAUCGCGAGAUCAAGAAGGCCUACCGAACCCUCAGCAAGAAAUACCACCCUGACAAGAAUCCAAAUGACGAGAAAGCCCACCACAACUUUGUCGCCGUAGCCGAAGCCUACGACGCCCUGAUCGACCCCGAAACCCGCAAGAUAUACGACCAGUAUGGCCACGAAGGACUCGCGCAGCACAAACAAGGGGGCCAUAGACAACAACACCACGACCCCUUCGACCUCUUCUCGCGCUUCUUCGGCGGCAGCGGACACUUCGGCCACGGCGGCGAGCGGCGCGGCCACAACAUGGAAGUCCGGGUCGCGGUGCCGCUGCGCGACUUCUACACUGGCAGAAACAUGGAGUUCACGGUCGAGAAGCAGGCCAUAUGCUCGGCGUGCGAGGGCAGUGGGAGCAAAGACGGGGUCGUGGACACGUGUAACACCUGCGGGGGCCGGGGGAUGCGGAUUCAGAAACACCAGCUUGCGCCGGGCAUAUUUCAACAGGUCCAGUCGCUGUGCGACACGUGCGGCGGGAAGGGCAAGACGGUGCGGCAUGCGUGUCCCGUUUGUAAUGGCGCGCGUGUGGUGAGGGAACCGGAAACUCACGAGCUGAAGAUUGAGCGGGGCAUGCCGCGGGGUAUACGGAUAACGUAUGAGAAUGAGGCGGAUGAGAGCCCGGAUUGGGUUGCUGGGGAUCUUAUCGUUAAUUUGGUGGAGAGGGAGCCGGAGUUGGGCACCGAGGAGAGUGCGCGGACGGAUGGGACGUUCUUUAGGAGGAGAGGGAACGAUCUGUUCUGGCGAGAGGUGCUGAGUCUUCGGGAAGCAUGGAUGGGUGACUGGUCGAGGAACGUCACGCAUCUGGACGGGCAUGUCGUACGGCUAGGCAGAAAGAGGGGCCAGGUGGUUCAACCGAACCAGGUGGAUGUGAUAUCAGGCGAGGGCAUGCCGAUAUGGCAGCAAGGCCAUCACGAUGAGUUAUAUCUGGAUUUUGGCGCACUGCAUGUGGAGUACGUGGUUGUGCUUCCGGACCAGAUGGACAAGAGCAUGGAGAAGGAGUUCUGGGGCAUUUGGGACAAGUGGCGCAGGAAGAAAGGCGUCAACCUGUUGAAAGAUAGCGGAAGGCCUGAGGGAGCGCUCAAGAACCCGCAUGAUGAGCUUUAG
Coniosporium apollinis CBS 100218 is the source of this 1242-nucleotide messenger RNA. RefSeq lists its product as uncharacterized. Gene Ontology annotation, biological process: protein refolding. The record is from RefSeq and is a predicted model, not a curated record. The coding region runs from base 1 to 1242 and encodes 413 amino acids. The transcript is spliced from 3 exons. NCBI's taxonomy places the organism in Eukaryota, Fungi, Ascomycota, Dothideomycetes. Gene Ontology annotation, cellular component: cytoplasm. Gene Ontology annotation, molecular function: Hsp70 protein binding.